AUGAAUCUUUGCUCCUCCUUCCAGGCUGCCGGGGGUUCCUCGUUGGUUCAGCAGCAACAGCAACAACAGAAGCUGCUGGCUCUUCAUGCCCUUAGUGCGGCUGCUGCUGCCCAACAACAACAGCAACAACUGCUACAACAGCAGCAAGCGCAGAAGCAGCAACUGGGGGUUUCCACUUCGUCCGCCGACAUGAUGGUUGCACUGAAUUCUGCCGCCAUCCAACAGCAGCAACAACAACAGGCGGCAGCUGUGCAAGCACUCUAUCAGAAUCAGCAACAGGCAGCCUUGGAGGCCCUAGUGUUACAGAAUCAACAGGCCAACCUUCUUAAGCGCUUUUUGAGACUACCGUAA
Molecule: messenger RNA, 351 nt
Organism: Dibothriocephalus latus
Lineage: Eukaryota; Metazoa; Platyhelminthes; Cestoda; Diphyllobothriidea; Diphyllobothriidae
Source: the annotation of a GenBank genome assembly